UACUGUCCGCUGGCAUCUCCUAUUUCUUGGUCUUCGGGGAGUUUGAUGUCUCCAUUGUUCUCAAAUUUAGCGUAAAGAUCAGAUUUUGACGUGAAUUGUGGCGCAGAACCUAGUGGAACCCAAUAAACGCCUGUCGUUGGCUCUGAAGGUGGUGGUGUUCUUGAUUUGGAUCACUCCGGGGGUGAUGCUCUCUGCCCUCUUUUGGUGGUCUCAAAGCGAAAGGGAUAGGAAGAUUCCCAGUGAGGUGAUGCCACUCACGGAUAUGGCCCUUUACUUUUGUUCCGAAAGCGGAGAUUAGGGCUUUGUGAGUACCUCUUUUCUUCUCAGCUUCUAUACCUUGGCGUUGUCUUUUUCUUUCUGUGCCGAUUUGGGAAGCGGCUUUGGGAAUUUGGGUGGAUGUUUGUCUUUUGAAGAUAAUUGUCCUGAAGGAGGAGAUUCGGAUCCGUGAGUACACUUGCUCCUCUUGUUCCUUGGGAUGAUUUCCUCGAUUGGUGCCCAUCUGGGAUCGAGAUGUUGUCCUUGAGCAGAAUGGCGUUGGGAAACUGGAUCAAGAUCCUGUCUUUAUCCGUUCUUCUCGGCUUCGUGUCGGUGGCCUUUGCGACCACCAACCACGGCGACUUCGCCGUGCUUGAUGAGUUCCGGAAAGGGUUGACCAACGCCGAGCUCCUCAAGUGGCCCACGAACAACGAAGAUCCUUGUGGCCCUCCGCUCUGGCCUUAUGUCGUCUGUUCAGGCUCGCGGGUCACUCAGAUCCAAGCCAAGAACCUGGGGUUGAUCGGGACUCUCCCACCGGGCUUCAACAACCUCUCCAUGUUGGUCAAUAUUGGCCUCCAAGGGAACAAAUUGACUGGAGCCUUGCCAUCGUUCAAAGGAUUGUCUAAUUUACAGUAUGCUUUCCUCGAUUACAAUCAGUUCGACUCCAUUCCCGCGGACUUCUUCGUCGGACUCGAUAGCUUGCGGGUUCUAUCUUUGGAUAAGAACCGACUGAAUCAGAGCACGGGGUGGAAGCUACCAUCUGACUUGGCGAAUUCAGCUCAACUGAUGAAUCUGUCUUUGGUGGACUGUAAUCUCGCCGGUCCGCUGCCGGAUUUCUUGGGAAACAUGCGUUCUUUAACUCAUUUGAAGCUGUCUUACAACAAUCUCACUGGUGAGAUUCCGGCUAGUUAUGAGGGCUUGCCGUUGCAGACUCUGUGGCUGAACAAUCAGGAAGGUUUAGGGUUGUCCGGUUCACUCAAAAUCAUUACCUCAAUGACCAUGCUAAAUGAUGUUUGGCUUCACGGGAAUCAGUUUACGGGGCCCAUUCCAAGUUCGAUUGGCGCCGUGGUUUUCUUGAGACGGAUCUGGCUCAACGAUAACCAGCUCGUCGGACUCGUACCCGCUGAUUUGACGGAUUUGCCACAGCUCCAAUCACUGCACUUGGAUAAUAAUGCAUUCAUGGGGUCAAUUCCUGCUGUCAGCUUCAGCGAUUUUACGUAUUCUCACAAUUCAUUCUGUCAGUCUGCACCUGGAAUUCCUUGCCCGGUGGAGGUGGCAGCACUUCUGGAUUUCCUUGAUGCGGUCGAUUACCCGCAGAAUCUUGCAAGAUCAUGGCUGGGAAAUGAUUCUUGCACUGGGACAUGGUUUGGCAUAUCUUGCUCUAGUGGGAAGGCUUCUAUCAUAAAUCUACCACGCAAUCAUCUGAAUGGCACAAUUAGUCCUUCUCUUGGGAAAUUGGAUUCUCUUGCUGAAAUUUUGCUUGGGAGUAACAACCUUCGUGGCAUGGUCCCUGAGGAGCUGACCGGCUUGAAGACAUUGAAGUUGUUGAAUCUUUCUUCAAAUGAUAUUUCACCUCCGGUUCCGCAGUUCCCCCGUGGUGUGACGGUCAUACUUGAUGGAAAUAGGUUGUUGGACAAGUCCAGUUCUACUGCAUCACCUUCCGGUGGUGAUACCCCAUCAGAAUCACCGAGCUCGUUAGGUGGCUCAUCUUUGUCUUCCAACUCGAAAAUUUUGAUCAUCAUUAUUCCGGUCAUAGUUGGGACUGCAGUUAUUCUACUGGUCAUGCUGCUUCUUUUCUGUUGGAAGAAGGGGAGAAGGAAUACUUUCUGUGCACCAAGUACCAUCGUUGUGCAUCCUAGGGACUCUUCUGAUCCAGACAAUUUGGUUAAGAUAGUGGUUGCAAAUAAUGCCAAUAACAGUACAGUAGCUAGUGAACUUCGGAGUAUAAGCAGCAGUAGCACUGUAGAUACUCAUGUGAUUGAGUCAGGGAACUUAGUAAUAUCAGUCCAGGUUCUUCGUGCCGCCACACGAAAUUUUGCCUCAGAGAAUGUGCUUGGCCAGGGAGGAUUCGGAGUGGUCUACAAGGGGGAGUUGCAUGAUGGAACAAUGAUAGCAGUUAAGAGAAUGGAGUCUGGCGUGCUAAAUAACAAAGCUUUGGAGGAGUUUCAAGCAGAAAUUGCUGUUCUGUCAAAGGUACGACACCGUAAUUUGGUGUCUAUACUGGGGUACUCUGUGGAAGGCAAUGAAAGACUUAUAGUGUACGAGUAUAUGCCUCACGGGGCUUUAAACAAGCAUGUUUUCCAGUGGAAGCAGCUGGAAUUGGAGCCUUUGUCUUGGAAGAAGAGGCUCAACAUUGCAUUGGAUGUUGCUAGAGGCAUCGAGUACCUUCAUAACUUUGCUAAUCAGUGCUUCAUCCACAGAGAUCUUAAAUCGUCAAAUAUACUACUUGGUGAUGACUACAGAGCAAAAAUUUCGGAUUUUGGACUGGCCAAACUUGCUCCUGAUGGCAAAAAUUCCUUUGCGACUAGACUUGCAGGAACUUUUGGGUACUUAGCUCCAGAGUAUGCUGUGACUGGGAAGGUUACGACAAAGGUUGAUGUCUUCAGUUUUGGAGUAGUGUUGAUGGAGCUAAUAACUGGUUUAAAGGCUCUGGAUGAGGAUCGCCCAGAGGAAAGCCGUUACUUGGCAUCCUGGUUCUGUCAAAUGAAGAACGACAAGGACAAGCUCAAGAGCAUCAUUGAUCCAUCACUUGUUGUCACAGACGAGACCUUUGAGAGUAUCGGUGUCAUCGCAGAACUCGCAGGUCACUGCGCUGCACGUGAACCCCAUCAGCGGCCUGACAUGGGUUAUGCAGUGAACGUGCUCGCCCCACUCGUCGACAAAUGGAAGCCUGUCAAUGAUGAUCAGGAGGAAUACUUGGGGAUUGACCUCUGCCAACCCCUUCUUCAGAUGGUAAAGGGUUGGCAAGCAGCUGAUGGUGCUUCGGACAUCAGUUCAUUAAGCCUUGAUUACAGCAAAGGAAGCAUCCCAGCCAGGCCUGCUGGAUUCGCCGACUCUUUCACUUCUGCAGAUGGCCGAUGAAUAAGUUGGUACAUCUUGUGUUUCUUGAUCUCUUCUUUCGUUUCUCCCGGCAAAUUUCCUCCUUUUUCUUGCUUCUCAGUCUGUAAAUAUAAAGGAUUUCUUUGUCACUGUUGGGCGCAGGUCGGUGCUGGGUGUUGUGUUUAGUCGAGGAAUGCAGUUUCCUUGUUCAUUUA
Molecule: messenger RNA, 3509 nt
Organism: Musa acuminata subsp. malaccensis (wild Malaysian banana)
Lineage: Eukaryota; Viridiplantae; Streptophyta; Magnoliopsida; Zingiberales; Musaceae
Product: receptor protein kinase TMK1
Biological process (GO): protein phosphorylation
Molecular function (GO): protein binding; ATP binding; protein kinase activity
Source: RefSeq, a predicted model, not a curated record